AUGAAUAAUUUAAAGAAUUACGACGAUAAUUCGCUACUGUAAACAGUGAGUAAUUUUGUAAAGAACUUUAUUUUUGGAUUCUUGUACAUUUUAUAAAAGGAAUCGAAAAUCAAUGCAUUAUUUUUGGCGAUUUUAAAUUUGAUUUAAUACAUAUAAUUGCAUAGUUAUAUGUUUAGAGAGGAAAUAGGUUAUGUUUGGUAGAAUGAUGGGAUUUCAAAUGCAAUUAACAUCUUCAUAGAGCGUCUGCUUUUCAAAGUUUACUUUACGAGCCUGCAGAGUUAUGUAAUAUUUUUAUUCAUUCAAACAGGAUUGUUCAUUUCAUUAAUAACUAUAAUAAUUUACUUUGGAUAUCAAUAUCACACAAGUUCAUACAUCAAUCGAACAGCAUCAUCAAUUUUGAGGGUUGUCCUAUUAUUAUUAAUAACAGUCUUGUUUAUGCCAAUAAUAAAUUACAAUACAUCUGCAUGGAAAUGUGUGGACGAUGCAAAUGGAGUAAGCAAAUUUUACGAUUUGCAAUGCUUCACAGCAACACACAUAGGAUAUUGCAUAGCAGCAUUCCUAAACCUGAUGUUGUAUAUCAUAUUGUCGAUGACAAUUAUCUUCACCUAUUUUGAAUGUCGAUUUCGAGCAAAUGAUUAAACAGCCAAAAUAAAUGGCAGAGCAGAUGCUAUAAUGUAGAGUUAUGUAAUAGUGUAGGAGAUAGCAUUCUCAAUAAUGCAUAACCGGAACUUCGCAUACAUUUUAUUAGUGAUUACCUUGGGAGGUAGUUUAAUCAUAUUCCUUGCAUUCUCCCUUGGCACCCAAUAUCAUAGUUUUCUAUUUACAAGGUUUCACUCUACACUUUCAUCUUUGCUAAUGUGGAGUGCCUUUAUGUUGGCAGUGGCGACAGCAAUGGAAGGCAAUUUGAUAGGCGGUUCUAUUGUUGCUUGGUUGGUUGGAAUACCAUUUGUUAUAAGUAUUGUCUUGACUCAAAGAGACAGACAGUUAGAGAGUUUAGUGGCAAAUGUGAAUAAACUGAAUAGUCCGGAAGAGAUCAUAUCCUAGGUCAGAUAUAUAUUGACACUGCUCAGAUUGCAGAAUGAAACUAAAUACGCAGUUAUCUUAGAUGGAUAUAUAGAAGUGCAUAGGUAAACAUGUGAAAAAACAGAUUGUCCUCUAAAGAAAUACAAACCAGGGUGGAAUAAGAGAUUGAUUCAAUAAAUUAAAUAGAAUAAUUCUGAAGUCAAAAAUGACAAACAAGCCCUUUUGAUCCUAACUCUCUAUAGAAUUCUGGAUCAAGGAUUGGAGAAGUUUGAGAAGAAUGUCGACUUAAGAAUUUAGUAUGCUUUCUUCUUAUUGGAAGUCAUGUCGUAUAAGCAUAAAGCAUUAUAAGAGUUAUAGAAGGCUGAGGAAUGUGAACCCAGUUUGGAUACUCAGUUCGUUUUGUACAAAUACAAAAGAAUCGUUGAAAGUGAAAUAUAAGAUGAUUAAAAUGAAAAGACGAUUUCGAAUCAUGAAAUCUUGCCAAUUUCAGCAGCUCCACCUAUUAUUAGUGGUCUAGCCAUGCAAAUUGAGAAAUGUGCAUAUUUGCAUAUGGAAUACUGGUCAGAAUUAAAUGAAGAAACUCCAGAUGUUGCUAAAUUGGAAGUGAGUGGCAAGAAAGUUACGGAUAGUAUUAGAAUGGUAUAAGAGUUGUGGCAAAAGUUGAAAAGAGUAUGUCCAAAUCAUUAGCCAAGUAUCAUGUUGUACUCAGUAUUUUUGAUUGAAAUAUUGAAUGAUAAAGAAUACGGAGUCAGUUUGAAUGACACUUUGCGUAAGAUGAUACAAGGAUAUAAUAAUAGUAAAAUUGAUGAUAUUGACAAUCACGAUUUCAGUAAUGAUCCAACUCCUACUAUUGUGUUAUCAAGUGACAAUGAGAAAUUUGGAUUAAUUCAAUAAAUAAAUUCUAGUGGAGCAGCAUUGUUUCAUUAUACAAAAAGUGAAUUAAUGAAUUAAAAUAUACAAAUUCUGAUGCCAGACAUGAUUGGAAAAUCACAUGAUCGAUUUGUUGAGGAUUUCAUUAACAAUUCCGAUUACAAGUAUGUAAGCAAAGAUAGAUAAGUUAUAUGUAAGAAUAAAUCUGGGUAUCUCUUCUAAAUGAAUCUGAACAUCAAACCAAUCAAUUCAGUCAAAAAUGGAAUCUCCUUUCUUGGAACCUUUACCUAAGAUAAAUUCAAUAGAUAAAAUGCCUUCAUCUUAGUCAACCCAAAAAAUCAAAUUGAAGGAAUUAGCACUGGCUGUUUAAGUUUAUUGAAACUAGACAUAAGAUACAUAAAAGCAAAGAGAAACUUCUUUGAUCUCUUCCCAUCAAUUACUGAUAAGGAUCAAUUUUUGAAUAAGUUAGGAAGUGCAGUUUCUUAUACAAUUCCUAAAGACAUCUUAAAAACCAUUGAGGGAGUAAGAAAAAAAGAAGAUAAAGAUUUUAUUUAUAGUGGAAUUGAUGAUAAACCAAUUUAAUUACAAUGCUAUUGCUAGGAAAUCUCAUUUACUUAUGCCAAUUUCCCAGCUGGAUAUUGCUUUAAAUUUGAAAGAGUCUCUGAUUUAGCUGCGUCCCAACUUAAUAGUUCGAUUAUUUCAAAGAAAUCAGCCAAUCUAUUAAUGGAUAAGAAAUUAAAAAUGAAUUAAAAUAAAUUUAUUUUCUAAAGCAAAUAUGAUGAGGACAAAACAAUGUACAUUGAGGGAUGUUAUUAGGAGUUGCCUAGCUAUUCUGAUUUAGGAUCUAGGAUAGAACAAUCAAGAAAUGAUGAUAGUUUCGUAACUCCAUAGAAAUAGAACGCAACUAUCUCCAACAAAUAAGAGAAGACAGAUUCUCAAGAGGGAUCACCAAAGUUUAAUGAAAUAUAACCUGCAAGCAAUAAAAUUAGAUAUGAUGAAGGUAUAAGAACAGUGAGAUUAUUCUAAAAUAAAGUUGGUGAAAUUGUGAAUGAUGAUGAUUAAGUAAUGGAGGAGGAAGAACAAGAGUAUGAAGGCAAUUAAUAUUAAGGAGUAAACUAAAAUUUAUUAUAUGAUGAUUCUGAAGAAUAGUAAUCCGAACAGGACGCUUUUCAAAGCAGAACCAAAUUGGAAUAAGCCAUCAAUCAAAAUCAAACUCCAUUUCCCAUUAAGUUUAUUAGAAUUGCUGAAACCUUCCUAACUUUGUCUAUGCUUGUACUGGCCUUUGUUGAUUACUUUUUAGAUAUAAACCAAUUAUAAGACAUAUAACUAACACUAGAAGUUUACAAUACUCAAACAAAUCUUGUUGCUGAAUGGAAUUACCUUCUUGAAAAUAUUCGAGAUUUAUAAUUACUCAACCAAAAAUUGUAUGGUAAUGGUUCAGUCUAAAUAACAUAAAAUGAAACCAUUUUAAAAAGUGAAAUGAAAUCAAGCAUAGAUUAUAUCUAAGAAGGAUUAAAUUACAUCAUUUUAAGUGGCUAUUAAUUCCCAUCUGAACUAAAGACUUUGUAUAAUGAACCCAAUAUAAAUAUGAAAUUUAAUGCAACCAACAGUCAACCAUAUGAUUUUUAAGAAGCAUCAAAUUAAUUACUUAGUUAUGCCUUAACUAUCAUGAAUUACCCUUUGGACUCGAUAUCAUUAAAAUCUGAUGAUGUGGCUCUCUACUUUACAAUAUAGAAUGGUUUCAAUUCAUAUUUGGAUGCCCAAUUGAGUGUUUUAUCCUAUACUAUAGAUGAUUUCAUUUCUAAAACAGCAGAUAAAUCAACCAAUUUUGUAAUAAUUGUUGUGGUCGCUGGUGUUAUUUUAGCUCUUUCCUUGGCGAUUGUAGUUAUAAUAUUGUUGUCUACUAGAUUGGCUAAAGAAUAAGUCAUCAUUAUGUUCUUAGAGUUACCAUCUAAAGUCGUCAAAGCUUUGUUCAAUAAGUGCGAAGCUUUUGUAAAAUAUGUGAACUCUAUUGAUGGGGAAGGCAGUGAAAAAGAUGAAGAUUUUGAACAUUAGAUUGAGCAGGAUGAUAUGGCAGCCAUUGAUUCUAAAAAGAAGAAAAAGAAGAAAUUUAAAAAUACAACUAAAGCUCCUAUUAGAUUUUAUAUUUAAGUAAUUCUUAUAGCAGGACUAAUGGAAGCAUAUUUCAUUAUGCAACUUGUCCUUCAGAAAUAAAAUUUAAGUGAUGUCAGAUAAUUGAUUUAUGAGGCAAAUUCUACGAUCAUGGCUGAAGGCUUUUAUGCGUUCUGUAACAAUGUUUAGUAGGCUGUCUUAAUUGAUUCCACUUUGGAAGUAUAAAGUUAACCUGCUGUACAAACACAAUACGACAAUUUAUAUCGCUUAUAUUAAUUAGACUCAACAAUUCACAAGGAACAUUCAUCGAAUAUUGAUAAACAUGAAUCAGUCUACAUAGAAGCUUACAAUACAAUUAUGUUUUCCAAUCCUUGCCAAAGAUUAAAUGAAAUAGCGAAUAUAAGCAUCACUGAUUGUGAAGCAUUUGCUGAAACUAGUGUUAAAAGUGGAUUCACUGUGGCUUUAACAAGAUUUUUUGAAAAUUUAAGGUAUUUAUCAAGUAUAUACACUCUAACCAUUUAAACUCCUACGCCUCCUUUAUCUAAUUUUAUUGAUUCAGAAGAAAUAAUAAUUUUUGCGAAUGAAGCAGACAAUUUGAGAAUCAAUUUGAUGAAACUGUCUAAGAUGCAGGAAGUCAAACAAAUGUAAAGAAUCUAUUUUAAAACUGCAAUUCGAUAUUUAGGUGACAGCUUUAUUAAGGGUUCUUAAGUAAAGCAGAAUUCCUAUUUAUCCUAAAAAUUAGGCUUGUUUAUUUCUUUUAUGAUUAUCAUACUCUUGAUAUAUCUAUUGUAUUGGAUACCAUUCCAUCGACAUUUAAAUAGAGAUAUUUGGAAGACUAGAAUGACACUCUUGAUGAUACCUGUUGACAAUAUUAGGAGAUUAAGAAAUGCAAAAGCUUACUUAAAAGUAUUGAUAAAUCAAUAAAAAUGA
Messenger RNA from Paramecium tetraurelia, 4935 nucleotides. RefSeq lists its product as uncharacterized. NCBI's taxonomy places the organism in Eukaryota, Ciliophora, Oligohymenophorea, Peniculida, Parameciidae. The transcript is spliced from 3 exons. The record is from RefSeq and is a predicted model, not a curated record.